UAUUAAUGGCUUUGUUAUUGUGAAAUUGAGAUUCAGUGUUUAUUUGUUGCUUUGAAUUGCAUUCAGAGCUACAAAAUUUCGACAAUGACUUCAAGAAAGCGUUGCUACAAUGGAUUAAAACACGCAAAACAACAUAUGAUAUUAUUUUUCAUUUUAUUCGGCGUACUUUGUGGAUUUUUACUCGGUUCUUUAUUGCAUGGCAAUGUUCAGUCGUCCAUAGAUCCAACACCGAAGGAAUAUGCAAUGUAGAUGUCGUUUCUUGGUGAGAUUUGGGUGAGAGCAUUAAGACUUUUGGUCCUUCCUUUGAUUGUAUCCAGCCUGCUUUUCGCAGUCGCUGAAUUGGAGUCAAAACAGAGCGGAAAAUUGGGAAGAAGAACAUUGCUGUAUUGUCUUAUGACUACAAUGUUUGGGGAGUAAUUUGUUUAUUUGCAUUUAACCUGGAAAUGUUAACGUGAAAGAACCAGAACCGAACGAAGAAAAAGUUGAACCGAUACCUUCUGUGCUUCAUCUUACAAGAUAAAUCCCAUUUCACCACCUACCUAUGUUGUCAUGACAACAACAAUGAAUCGAGAAGAAGGUUUGAAAGCUUUGGAAACAUCUAUCAAAGCCAUUGAAGAAGUCAUUAUGAACAAGAAAGGAACAUUUGUUUUACAACAAGCUGAAUCACGGCAAAUCUUUGGCUCGUGGUCGAUGGUAAUUAUCGGAAUUAGCGGGAAAAACUACGUCAGAGGUCUGGUACCGACACAAAGACGCGAUUCUUGUCAUUUCAUUCUGGAUAGUACGCCGUCCAUCGAAGCUCCUCAGUUCUUAGAUAAAUAAAAAUUGUCAAAUACCAGCUGUUAUCCUUCUGUAAAAAAUGUCUCCGUGUUUAUCAAAAUCAAUAUUGAGAGAUGUCUACACCAUUUAUCCACAAAAGAAUAAUGCUGUACCACAAUACAACCAAACGAUCAUUUCUAUGCUACAAAAUAGACCUGAGCGAAGUCCUUUCGUUAGAACUGAUAUGUACGAUAUUGUGAGCUUGCUUUACAUGUCGAAUGAGUUGGUUGAAAAAGAGAUCUUAAAAAGUGAAGGAGAAAAUACACUAUCGGUUAAUCUGUCUCAUCUUGAUGACCAAUCAAUAACAGUUUUACUUAGAACCUACGUUAAGAAAUUUUUCAACUGUACUAUAUUUACGAAUAACGCCCUUCCUCUUUUUCCUUACAAUGAAAACUACCUAAACGGUUGGUUUACGCAGAAUUUUUCACGUUUUAAUGAUGCAGGGGACCAAACUAAUCAAGAAGUAAAGAUUUUUAAUGCAAGUAACAAAGAUGAAGCAAUUAGAGGUAUCAUCGAGGUUGAAGAAUCGAAGAAAAACGAAGACGAAAAUACUGAGUUAUAUUUCCAUGGCACUGAUCAUUCGUCUGCUCAGAAGAUUCUUAAGAAUGGUAUUGAAUUAAGUAAAGGUCGUGAAAAAGGCGACUUGUCGCAUAGAGAUGGCUUCUACAUGGCAAAUGAUUAUGAAUACUCGUUAACGCAAUAUUCUAAAAAACCAAAACCAGCUCUUCUCAUUUUUUGUUUACGCCCAAAUAAUUUGAAAGGUUUCCAAGAAUUGUAUUUAUGUGAUAAUCGCAAUAGACGAGACUUUGUUACAGUUACUCAAUUCUUUAAGGCUGGAAGGAAAGUUUCUGUGAGCAGGAAACUAUUUUCGGAAUUAGAGAGGUGCGAUUAUAUCAAAGUCCAAUUACAAGUGAUGGUCGUUCAGCAGAUGACCCAAGGGAAGAUAUUCUGCAGGUUUGUGUAAAGAAACACAAAAUGGCUGAGGCAAUGAGUGGUUCCCCAUUUUUGGUGGGUGCAGUCUUUAUAAAGGCUGAUUCGUAGCAAAUUGGCUGUAAGGGACGCAAGAAAACAAGAAAGGGAAGUUAGUACAGUAAUAAACAGUUUGAAAUUGUACGGAGUUGUAUUCUCCAUGAAAACAAUCGUAUCACACUUUAUAACGUAACUCGUAGGACAUAUUGAUUUUGUUUAUAGUCAUUAUUUACCAUUGCAAAAGCUGAAUUGUAAAAUAUUGAUGUAAACAAAUUUUAAACAAUUAUUGGAUGACGUUGAGCAUGAUGUCAAGAAAUAAAGUUCAACGUAUACAA
Molecule: messenger RNA, 2120 nt
Organism: Xenia sp. Carnegie-2017
Lineage: Eukaryota; Metazoa; Cnidaria; Anthozoa; Malacalcyonacea; Xeniidae
Product: eukaryotic translation initiation factor 2 subunit 1-like
Exons: 4
Coding region: 857-1780 (307 amino acids)
Cellular component (GO): multi-eIF complex; eukaryotic translation initiation factor 2 complex; eukaryotic translation initiation factor 2B complex
Molecular function (GO): translation initiation factor activity; ribosome binding; RNA binding
Source: RefSeq, a predicted model, not a curated record